AUGCUGAUGGACGCCUACCGCGACGAACGUCCCGGGAUUCGCAUCGCCUACAGGACGGACGGUCACCUGCUGAAUCAACGGCGGAUGCACUUCCAAUCACGCGUAUCCACAACAACCGUUCACGAACUUCUCUUCGCCGACGACUGCGCCCUGAACACCACCUCAGAAGAGGAGAUGCAACGGAGCAUGGACCUGUUCUCCGCCGCCUGCGAGAACUUCGGUCUGGUCAUUAACACGCAGAAGACAGUGGUGAUGCACCAACCGCCACCCAACUCAGCCACAGCCCCCAACGCGUCGCCGCAAAUCAGCGUGAAUGGGACCCUACUGCAAGUGGUGGAGAACUUCCCGUACCUGGGCAGUACUCUCUCCCGCACCACCAAGAUUGAUGACGAAGUCGCCAACAGGAUCUCGAAAGCCAGUCAAGCCUUCGGCCGUCUCCAAAACAGAGUUUGGAAUCGUCACGGUCUUCAAAUGAACACGAAGCUGAAUAUGUACAAGGCCGUCAUCCUGUCGACGCUACUGUACGGAGCAGAGACCUGGAAGGUGUACACGAGGCAGGCACGCCGUCUGAACCACUUCCAUCUCAGUUGUCUUCGUCGCAUCCUGCGGCUGAACUGGCAGGAUCGCAUCCCCGACACUGAUGUGCUGGAACGAACGGGAAUGCUCAGCAUCUACUCCAUGUUGAGACAAAUGCAGCUGCGCUGGAGCGGCCACCUGGUGCGCAUGGACGACGAGCGGCUACCCAAACGACUCUUCUACGGAGACGUCGCGACGGGUUCUCGUCGUCAAGGAGGCCCAAUUCGUCGAUACAAGGAUACCCUGAAGUCCUCCCUGAAGCUACUGCAAAUCAACCCGACCAACUGGGAAGAGCUCGCCUGCGAUCGUCCGGCAUGGAGGAGAACAGUGAAGACGGGCGCUGCUAUCCAUGGAGCCAACCGCAUCGCCGCCGCCAAAGCGAAGCGCUAA
Messenger RNA from Spirometra erinaceieuropaei, 966 nucleotides. The record is from the annotation of a GenBank genome assembly. NCBI's taxonomy places the organism in Eukaryota, Metazoa, Platyhelminthes, Cestoda, Diphyllobothriidea, Diphyllobothriidae.